Antechinus flavipes (yellow-footed antechinus) is the source of this 842-nucleotide messenger RNA. RefSeq names its product dual specificity protein phosphatase 13-like. The record is from RefSeq and is a predicted model, not a curated record. The transcript has 4 exons. Gene Ontology annotation, molecular function: MAP kinase phosphatase activity; protein tyrosine/serine/threonine phosphatase activity. Bases 231 to 818 code for a protein of 195 amino acids. Gene Ontology annotation, biological process: protein dephosphorylation; negative regulation of MAPK cascade. NCBI's taxonomy places the organism in Eukaryota, Metazoa, Chordata, Mammalia, Dasyuromorphia, Dasyuridae. Gene Ontology annotation, cellular component: cytoplasm.
CCCAUCGCUUGUGGCCCUCACCUAUCAGGAGACCGUCACUCUGCCCUUCCAAGGGGAAUAGGACAGCCGACAGAAACAUCACCAAAAAGGAGAUUUCUGUCUCUGCAAGACCAGGGUUGAUUUGGGGUGCAGGAGGAGUAGGGGCCAGGACUGGUGUCUCAUCCAGGACAGGUUCUUUUGGACCCCAUCCUGACAAGAGCACUCCCCACUGGGAGUCAGGCAGGUGGAAGAUGUUUCACAAGGUCAGAGAUAAAACACCAGAAAUAGAUGACCUGCAGCGACUCCUCUGGACUCAAAGAGGGCCUGGGAACCACAUGGAUGAAGUCUGGCCUAACGUUUAUGUGGGAGAUUUAUGGGCGGCCAGGAAUCUCAAAAUGCUACAGGACCAAGGAAUCACUCAUGUCCUCAAUGCUACCCAUGGGGUUCUGGGCGUGUCUACAGGAUCCAGUUAUUAUUGUCACUUACCUGUGACCUACCACGGGAUACAGGCUUUUGAUGACCCAGCCUUUGAUCUCAGUGCCUUUUUCCACGAGGCAGCAAACUUCAUCCAGGGAGCACUGGAGACACCGGGCGGGAAGGUGCUUGUCCACUGUGCCAUGGGGCUCAGCCGCUCUGCCACCCUGGUCCUUGCCUUCCUCAUGCUCCGGAAGCAGCUGACCCUGGUGGAAGCUCUGAGGACAGUAAGUGUCCAUCGGAACAUCUGCCCCAAUCGGGGGUUCCUGUCCCAGCUGCGUGACCUGGACCUGCAGCUUAGCCAACAACAGCGUAAGGGGAGCGGGGAGAAUCUGACGCCAUCCGCCACUUUGCACCGAAAAUAAAACGGCCGUUUUUAAAAAACCAAA